Molecule: messenger RNA, 2066 nt
Organism: Exophiala mesophila
Lineage: Eukaryota; Fungi; Ascomycota; Eurotiomycetes; Chaetothyriales; Herpotrichiellaceae
Exons: 2
Coding region: 220-1692 (490 amino acids)
Biological process (GO): ubiquitin-dependent protein catabolic process
Cellular component (GO): COP9 signalosome
Source: RefSeq, a predicted model, not a curated record
GCACUGCAACACUUGACUCACCACUGGCUCAGCACUUCUUCACGUUCCUUCACAACUUUGACGUAACUGGAUCAUUGUGUCAUUCCAUCCUAAGCUCAUGGUCCUCGUCAUUUCAUAAUCAAACGCCCUCCCAUUCUCUCACCUUUCCCCGUCCACUUCCCUAUGGAAACCUCAUGACAUUGCGCUGGACUCUCCAAUUACGCACAAGACUCUGCAAAGAUGGACAAGAUUCUUGAAGACAGUUCCAGCUUGACUCAUGCCCUUCUUAUGAGCAAUGAAGAGCAGUAUGACACCAGGGCUCAGUCUGUCGUCACUAGGUUGAAGAAACUCUCCUCUCAAGAUCUGGUGUCUGCAACCAAUCUGAAUGAUUUGAAUCCCUCCACUCAUACCCUCGUCUCCCUCUUCUUCCUCUUGGCCAUCAUCGACGUCUCUCAGCCAGCGACAAAGGCUGGAACUCGAAAUGUACCCCCAGCUGUAUUACCAGAAGGCUCAUCAUGGGACAGUAUCGCAUCAUUACUUCUCGAAUUUGAUGUCAUUCAAGUCCGCUACGCCGGGGUCCAAUUUCUGCGCAUUGUCGACUAUGUCUCCUUAGGCGCGGAGCAAACCUCAAACUACAUCCCUGCCAUUCAACUCCUGCACCACGUCAUCCUCCGACUUGACCACACCUCGUCUGUCAUAACAUCUACACAUCGCAGCUUUGUUCGUCUGUGCCUGUUGGCUCACACAUACGCUGAAGCUGUCGACAUUUUGGACCGCCCUAUAUACCAUGUGCCACUCGUUUCAGACCUUCGUCCGCCGAGGCUUUGCGCUGCGACCGAUCAAAUCUGGUCAUUCUUGAACCCAGCCACAGGCCUCACCCAUCCCAUUAACAGUCGCAUGUUUCUCGAAUACUAUCUCUUGGGAGCAAUGGCAUACCUCGCAGUUCGGAGAUACAAGGAUGCUGUUCUCUUUCUCGACAUUGUCCUCUCUGCCCCGACUGCUCAGAAUGUGGCGAGUGCGGUUCAGGUUGCAGCAUACAAAAAGUGGCUAAUGCUGGGUUUGAUUAUGCGGGGCAAUACUUUUCCACUACCCAAAACGAUGACCCAAUCUGCGCUCAAGUACAUCAGAGCCGCUGCCAAACCCUAUGACUGCGUCGUGGAUGCCUUCAACUCAAAGAAUAUCGAGAGGUUGCGAGCAGAAAUCGAGGCUGGAAAUGCACUUUGGCAGGAAGACGAAAAUUACGGUCUGCUCACAGAAGUGUAUCAGGCAUACAACAAAUUCACCAUCGUGCGACUCGGAAGGACUUUUGCGGCGUUGCCUGUUGUCGACGUUGCGAGACGGAUUUCGGAGGAUCCAAGUGACGUCGCCCAAGCAAAGACUUAUCUCCAGCAUCUCAUCUCCGAGGGCCAUAUCAAUGCUUUACUCGUGCAAUCUGAAUCUGGGGAGGAUAUUCUUCGAUUCUUGCCAGGCACCGCUUUGCGGAAAAGUGAGAGCGAGGUCGAAAAGGCUCUUGUCUCGCAGACAGAGACAUUGCAGACAUUACUGAAGAACAUUCAUAACACUGAGCAUCGAUUCGAAACCACCAAAGAAUACGUCGACUUCUUGAAGAAAUUGAAAAAAGUUAGCGACGAUCAGAGAAAGACUGGUGGUGCCGGGAACGGCCGAAAUGCAACGGCUGAAGACAUGGACGAGGAUAUGAUGGAGGAAUUCUAGGAAGAUACAGAAGAGUGGAUUCGGACGCUCUGAUGUAAUGGCAGAGGGGACUGCAUGCACAGGCUUUCGUUCUCACUGAGCAACCCCACGCAAGAGGCUACAGUCUCCACUGAGAUGUAUCACAACAACGAUUUGUGAUGGAAACAUAGCCUAUUUUGACCCCGAAAGCAACAAGAUGCUCUCGCAUCUCUGAGACGCCCUCGGCCAUUCAUACCCUUCAGCCUUGUCGGACCAAGUCCUCGGGUUAGUACAUGAUGGCCACGAAUGAAGGGAGGCAGGGAUUCGGAAAUAUCGGAGGUCAUUGUCCGGUGUAGCAAGCUAAGUAUCAAUAGUAGAUGAAUACAUGAGACAUGAUCGGUAGCAUGGUUAUCGCG